AUGUCUUCUUCGUUACACGAGAUGGAUCCAGCAAAUGGUAACGGAACGGUCGGCAUGCCAGCAGGUGCUACGCAUUGGUACGGCAAAGAUAUGAAUGGCACAAAUCUACAGCGUCCUAGAAGGCUUUCGUUCAACGGAUCCGAUAUGGAGCUGUCCGACCUGAAAGGUGAUAUGAGUGAACAGAGAGCAAGGUCCGAUGAACAUAAAAAUGCCAUCGAUACGAAACAAACGCUAAUAUUGCUCGCCAUCGCCACAACGCUUGCAGUUUCCAUCAAAUAUCUACUUCCGUCCUUCGAUUUAGCAUCAUAUCGAUCGAUGGGAACCAGAGUUGCCGUAGUGGCAGACAAUGUGUGGCAAGAUUUCUUAGACCGCUGCACCCGCUUAAAGCCGCCAACAUUCUCGUGGAAUAUGGAGUAUGUUGUACAAUACAUCGCAAAUGCAUCCCACACACUGUAUGCGGUAGCUUUUGGGCUGCUGCUUUCGUCCUUCACCUGGUACAUCAUCUAUCUGGAUAGCAGCAUUCCAGGAGUGAAUCCACCGACUCCAUUCUCCGCUUCCAAGAAAACCUAUCGUGGUGGACCUACCAGUAAGGAACGGCGAUUUCACCUACCCUACGUAACGGCGUUGCUGAGUGGAGUGGUUGGAUUUUUAAUCGUUUUAUUCAUCAACGAGUAA
Molecule: messenger RNA, 675 nt
Organism: Anopheles marshallii
Lineage: Eukaryota; Metazoa; Arthropoda; Insecta; Diptera; Culicidae
Exons: 3
Coding region: 1-675 (224 amino acids)
Source: RefSeq, a predicted model, not a curated record